UUAACCAAUGAUGAGCUGACAGGAGACGGCAUAGUGCGGGCGAGGAACGCAGAUAUGUUGAAGAAACUUUUUAUUUACCUGUUUGUUUUCUUCAUUCACAACCAUGAGCCAGCUGACGGCCAGAAAAAGAAAGAGACUCUGCUGUCAGAGAAGGUGACACAGAUGAUGGAGUGGACCUCCAAGCGUUCAGUCAUCAGGAUGAACGGAGAUAAGUUUCGUCGCUUUGUCAAGGCUCCUCCUAGAAAUUACUCUGUGAUCAUCAUGUUUACAGCUCUGCAGCCACAGAGACAGUGUGGGGUAUGCAGACAAGCUGAUGAGGAAUACCAAGUUCUGGCUAACUCCUGGCGUUAUUCCUCUGCCUUUACUAAUAAAGUCUUCUUUGCAUCUGUUGAUUUUGAUGAAGGAUCAGACGUCUUUCAGAUACUGAAUAUGAAUUCUGCUCCAACCUUCCUCCACUUCCCAUCAAAAGGAAAAACUCGCUUAUCUGAUACCUAUGAGCUGCAGGUCCGAGGCUUUGCAGCUGAACAGCUUGCUAGAUGGGUGGCAGACAGAACAGAUGUACAGAUCCGAGUUAUUCGUCCUCCCAACUACGCUGGGCCUCUCCUACUGGGCUUUCUCCUGGCUGUGAUCGGAGGAAUGGCAUAUCUACGAAGACACAAUUUGGAGUUUCUCUUUAGCAAGAAUGUCUGGGCCUUCUCUGCACUGUGCUUUGUCCUGAUCAUGACUUCAGGCCAGAUGUGGAACCACAUCAGAGGACCACCUUAUGCACACAAGAACCCUAGCACCGGACAAGUUAGUUACAUUCAUGGCAGCAGUCAGGCCCAGUUUGUGGCUGAGACACACAUCGUCCUACUCUUCAAUGCUGCUGUUACCAUGGGAAUUGUGCUGCUUUGUGAGGCUGCCACGUCUGACAUAGACAUUGGAAAGAGGAAGAUUAUGUGUGUAGCAGGUAUUUGUCUGGUGAUGCUGUUCUUCAGCUGGCUGUUGUCCAUUUUCAGAGCCAAGUACCAUGGAUACCCAUACAGCUUCCUGAUGAGUUAGACGUGACCACAUGAGAACAAGUUUUCCACUUCACAAGUUCUGUCAAUAAGCAGAGUGCUGUCCAAGGCAACGAUGCUGCAUUACUGUUUUCUAAGCCAUGAAUUGACCUCUGAUCCGUCAAGUCAUAGGUGUGUAUCAAAACAUAUAAAAACACCAUGUGCCUGUACAGCAGGACCCUCGUCACCUGUAUGUAUACUAGAUUCUCAUCUGCCAAAAGGUGUGUACUCUGCAAAAUGCCAAUUUCGUAUAAUGUUUUGUGUGUAUCUUUAAUGGUUGAGACCAUAGUGAGGUUCUUUGCUCAGGUUUAACUUAGUUUGUGUGGGGUGGAGGUAUUAGCCUACUGGAUUUGAAUACUAUAAGUGUUUUAGAUGAAGGGAUUAAUGUUUUACCAAAUCAACCAUACUUUUCCCAUUCAUUUAUAACUUGCAAAAUAUAAAAAUGUUGAAUGAAAGCUAAUGCUGCUAAUUUCUCUUAAAACAACUGCACACAUAAUAAUGCUGUAUUUAUCAGGUCACUGGUGGCAGAGUGUCAGUUUUCACACAAUUAGUUCACUACAGUUCACUACACCUUGAAUACAUUUUUUGUCCCCUAUUAAGAAGAAUAGCCUGAACCCUAGAUUCAUUAGAUUAAUUCAUCAGAGGUGUCUGGUUGCCUUAUCAGGUUGUAUUAGGAGAGAAUAUUUGAUAAUUUCUGACAUAAAGUGCCUUAACUACUUA
Platichthys flesus (European flounder) is the source of this 1757-nucleotide messenger RNA. Its product is annotated as magnesium transporter protein 1-like. The transcript has 10 exons. Gene Ontology annotation, cellular component: oligosaccharyltransferase complex. Lineage: Eukaryota; Metazoa; Chordata; Actinopteri; Pleuronectiformes; Pleuronectidae. The coding region runs from base 55 to 1041 and encodes 328 amino acids. The record is from RefSeq and is a predicted model, not a curated record.